AUGGACUCCGAGAGCAUUCGGGCCAUGGCUGAAGACGGCCCAAACCGCCCAUUGACUGAUUCUCUGAGCAGCGAGAACUCCUAUCUCCUAAGCCAGCAAUUACUUGCAUUUAACAAGCUGUUAAAGAGCAACGCUGACCGAAAGAUCGAGAUCAUAUACUUCUACGAAACAGAAUUGUCUCCUACGGCAAAAAAACUAAUAACCAAGCAGGAUAAUGAUGGAAAGUGGGCCAUGAAUGGGCCAGAAAAACUGCUUGUUCCACCGGCUUCCGCCUCACUACAGUGGGAUGGUGAGCUCAGUAACCCUGUCAAGCGCAGUCAUUCUGAGAUGGUCAAGUUUGGGCCGUACGAUGAUGAGUGGCAGAAAGUUUCAGGCCAUCUCCGAGACCUUGUCGAUCGGGUUCUAAGGCGCCAAGGGGAAGAAGAAGCCAGUAUGUUACCAAUUACCCGUAGGGCGGCCAACACAGAGAAAGGGACGUUAAUCUCAACUCAACUUAAUGUAGAAGUGGCUUUGAAGAUCCAGCAGGCGGCCGAUAGGGCCAUGGAGCAAUGCAGCGAAUUACUUGGCCUCAAACCCUCGAACAUGGACAUCCGGAGUGACGCUCUUGCGCAGGUUCGCCUCCCAGAUACGUGUAAAUGGUUGCUGAAUGAUCCAGGAUUUCGUGGAUGGAAAAAUGAUUCAGUCGAGCGACAUCAAAAUCACUUAAAAGUCUUACUAUUGAAAGGCAAGCCUGGCUCUGGAAAGUCGGUCGCGAUGAAGGCUGCACUCGACAAUUGCGUGGAAGACGGCGGUGAGAAAUCAAACGCUCGGAUCACGCUGUCCUUUUUCUUUGAUGCCCGCACAGGGAACCAGCAUUCGGAGACUGCCAUGUAUGGAGCUCUGUUGAUACAGCUGAUGGCUAGGCUUGAUGCCGGAGUGUUGCUCAAUCUCAAGCAUGACAUCAUCAAACGCUUGAAAUAUCUGGACGGUGGUGGUAAAACAGCAGGAGUUCAGGAUGCUAUUCAUCUUGUGCUAGGACAUCUCAAAUUCCAACGGCUUUUCAUAUUCCUUGACGCUCUAGACGAGUGUGCAGACUUAAACAUUGGGGGGUUAGUCUGCUUUUUCGACCAGAUACUGAAAAACACACGAGAUGGAAUCCUCAGAGUGUGCCUCUCCUCCUGCACGCCAGUCCUCUUCGAGGGCAUUCUAGACACAGUUUCGAUUAAUGUGUCGGAAAAGAACCAGUCGGAUAUUGACAAGCUCCUGAUGGAGAAUUUAAGAUGGCUAGAGCGCAUUCGACCCAAGAACUUCCAGAAAAUAGUCACAAGGCUCUCAGCCCGCGCGUCUAAUGUCUUUCUAUGGGCAGACCUUGUUGUGGAACACAUCGGGAAGCAAGAUAUUGGACGUUGGAGAUCAGACCGAGAGCUACUUGGCUACAUUGAUCACAUGCCGGCAAAGCUCACGGAUUUGUAUCGGCAUCUGCUUCAUCGGAUAAACCAGGAUGACCGAACCGAAGCAUGUGAUUUAAUUAUGCUAAUACAAGUCGCCAAGAAACCACUUACAGUUGACGAGGUCAGGUCGAUGCUAGCAUGCUCUAAAGGCUCCGGCGAGCAGCCGUUCAAUAUAGAAGAUGUUGACAUCGUUGGCCGGAUUCAGUCCCUUUCCUGUGGGCUUAUCGAGUGUCGGUCUACUCGUUAUGCAACAAGCUCUGUCGUCCAGUUCAUUCACAGAUCUUUCGGUGACUUCCUUGUCAAUGAUGCUGGACUAAGCCUCGACGGACGGAUCGCAACGAACCCUCUAGCAAAGUUCCAUCUUCGCAUCUUCGGGCUCUGUAUGCGCACAAUUGGAUACAGAAUAGAGCCUAGGGAUGCAGACAAGUUCCUACCUUAUGCUGCGCAGUUCUGGAUGACGCACGCCAGGGAGGGUGACGUGAGCAUCGAGGAAGACUUCCAACUUCCAAGUGCACUCCAUGAUUGUGAUACUUACGAUGCCAAAAGGGUUCUCAAGCUUUUCAAGAAAUUCGACUCCUAUGAUUCUUAUAAGCACUUCAGUCGCAGAGAAGAAGUCCCCAAUAGCAUUUGGCUUGAGUCAGAAGAUAGCUUGAUAGUGUUUCUGGCGUUCGAAGGCUGCAACAAGCUCGUUUCUCGCCAUCUGACAACUUGCCGAAAAUGCCAAUCACCCAGCGAGCAUGGGGUGUCUGAUCUCGAAAAAGCGUUCUUCCUGGCGGCGUACCACGGUUUCACGCCCACCGCCGAGGUAAUUCUAGAUGGUGCUGCCGCUGUCGGGGCGAGCAUUGACGUCGACGCGGUGGUCGGCGGCACGACAGCAUUGUACGCAGCGUGUCUGAAAGGGAAGACUACAACCGUCGAGUUCCUCCUACAGCAUGGGUGUGCCGUUUCCAAAGGCCUGUGCCAACCGUACCAGUUUGCUCUCCACGCCGCAGCUGCUCACGACGACGAGGGCGUCGUUGACGCCAUUUUGAAGCACCAACACGGUUGUGGAUCUGAUAUUGGGAGGUUGCUCUCAGCUAAGACUGAUGCUGGGUACACGGUGUUCCAUCAGGUUAUCCUAGAGGGUCGGACCAGGGCUCUUGAGAGACUACUGUAUGAGAUCAAGGAUGAAGUUACGGCCCAAGCGCUGAGGGAAAGGACUAAAGGGAACAGGACGGCAUAUGAGCUUGCUAAGUGGCUGAAGAUGAGCCUUGGAGAGCCUGAUGCGCCAUGCGUGCCAGCUGAUGAGGCUACGCUCAAUCAUGCGACGGCGGAGUUGGAGAUAUUUGAGCAAAGGUAUCCAGCAUUGAAAACAAGUGAAGGGUGA
This is a messenger RNA of Clonostachys solani, 2796 nucleotides long. NCBI's taxonomy places the organism in Eukaryota, Fungi, Ascomycota, Sordariomycetes, Hypocreales, Bionectriaceae. The record is from the annotation of a GenBank genome assembly.